AUGUCCGCCGACUCGCCCCCGAAACACGUCUACAAAAUCAUCCCAACCGCCCCUCCGGAGCCCAUUCCCCAUUACUUUCCCCUCUCUGAUCUCGACAGGCAAGAUGGCUUCAUCCACCUAAGCACCGCUCAGCAAGUCCCUCUUACUUGUGGCAGAUUUUUCUCAACUGAGCACGCUCUAUGGGUUCUCAAGUUCCAGCUCGACAAGUUUGCAGAUCCAAUCAAGUGGGACGGAGGGUUUCCCCAUCUAUACGGCAAUUUCGGCGGAAAGGAUGUCCUCUCUGUGCAAAAGUACGAGCGGGAUGAGGGGAGGACGUGGGUAGAGAUUAUGAGUGCUUCCUCUUGGCUCGAAUAG
Molecule: messenger RNA, 354 nt
Organism: Metarhizium album ARSEF 1941
Lineage: Eukaryota; Fungi; Ascomycota; Sordariomycetes; Hypocreales; Clavicipitaceae
Exons: 2
Coding region: 1-354 (117 amino acids)
Source: RefSeq, a predicted model, not a curated record